CUCCUCCUCCUCUCCUCCAACGGUCACCUCCCCCUCGCGCUCGCCAUGCCCCCAGCCUUACCUUCUACCCGCUCCUAGAGAUCCUUGCCUCCCCCCAAAAGAGACCCAUGUCUCCCCGGGACACACUCGCUGCGCCUCGGGACUCCUCUUUCCCGUACGCGCCUAAACAACGCCAUCGCCUCUUUCCCGCUCACGUGUAGACACCAUUCUCACACACACUUAACUCUCUUUUCCACAAGGGUCCAGCCCCCUCCCACAUGUGUGCAAUCGCCUCUCUCCCAGACACACGCGUCUAAGCAACUCUUCCACAACCAUCGCCUCAUUCCCACGUGCCUGUAGCUUGUCUAAGGGCCUCUUUCCCGCCCACAUGUAACUGUCUCUUUUCCAUUUGCAUCUAACUAACUCUUUCCCACAAGUGUGUAAACACCUUUCCCACACAUCUAAACAAUUCUUCCACAACCGUUUAAGCGCCUCUUUCCCACACACAUGUAACCACCACCUUUUCACUACACUUGUGUAACUGCCUCUUUCCCACACGCUUGUAGCCACCUUUUUACUACACUCGUCCAAUGGCCUCUUUCCCACAAGCGUGUAACCUUCCCUUUCCCACAGGCCUGUAGCCACCUCUUUCCCACUUGUGUGUAACUGUCUCUUCCACACGUGUGUAACCAACUCCUUCCCACAGGCGCGUAAACCGCCUCUUUCACCUCUCCUGCCCAAAAGCAAAGAUGGCCUCUUCCAAACGGUGUUGCCACCCCCCUCACACAAAAAGCCGUAGCCCUAGAGGUUCCUUCAACCCACCCCAGUUUGGACUGGGCCAUCUUCGUCCCCUCCGCCAUCAGAGGCUGCCUUGCUCUUUUCUGGCCCUGGGGGUCUACUUCCCCUCCUGUUCCCACACACAGAGUAGGAAGCAGCCACGAUACUACAGCCUAUUUUGGUGCCAGCAGAGUCAUACUCAGAACCCUCUGCAGGUUGGGACCGAAAUCCAGUCCAGGUUUUUUGCUGCUCAGGGCUGCAAUCAAAACCCCUUCCAGACUGCCACCACCACAGCUCCUCCCCAGCAGACAGCUACCACUGCUGAGUCCCUCCAAGUGGACCUCCUACCUGUCUUGGCUGCAGCCCAGGAAACAGCAGCUGCUGCUGCUGUGGUUGCUGCUGCCACUGGUUCUGCACCAGCUGCUUCCACAGUAGACACGGCUGCCUUGAAACAGCAGCAGCCUUCUGCUUCCGAGGGUGGAGGUGGCCAGGUAGCACCAUCCUCUCAAAACACCCAAGCCCCAACCUCCCAGGCAGCUGCUACUACACCUCAGGCAAGUGAGGCCCAGAAGAAGCAGAAGAGCAAAGGUCCCUACAUCUGUUCUCUGUGUGCAAAAGAAUUCAAAAAUGGCUAUAACCUGCGACGCCAUGAAGCCAUUCACACAGGAGCCAAAGCUUCUCGUUCUGGGCCCACCACCAUGAAGAUGCCCACCAUGGUUCCCCUCAGCUUGCUUAGUGUUUCUGCCAUUGGUGGUACAACCCAAGCAACCCCUUCCCCUGCUGAGGGUGGAGGAAACACUGCAGGGUCAGGUGCUGGGCUGGUGACCACUACAGCAUCAGGCAAACGCAUCCGGAAGAAUCAUGCAUGUGAAAUGUGUGGGAAAGCCUUCCGGGACGUCUACCAUCUCAAUCGGCAUAAGUUGUCGCAUUCAGAUGAGAAGCCCUACCAGUGUCCUGUUUGCCAGCAGCGAUUCAAGAGGAAGGAUCGCAUGAGCUACCACGUUCGUUCACAUGAUGGUGCUGUGCACAAGCCGUACAUCUGCAGCCACUGUGGGAAGAGUUUCUCCCGGCCGGACCAUUUGAAUAGCCACGUGCGGCAAGUCCAUUCGACAGAGAGGCCCUUCAAAUGUGAGACUUGUGAGGCGGCUUUUGCCACCAAGGAUCGGCUGCGUGCUCACACGGUCCGUCAUGAGGAGAAGGUGCCAUGUCAUGUAUGUGGAAAAAUGCUGAGCGCUGCUUACAUCACAGACCACAUGAAAGUACACAGCCAAGGACCGAAUCAUGUCUGUGAACUGUGCAACAAAGGUACGGGUGAGGUCUGCCCCCUCGCGGCAGCCGUCUCGGCCCCACCUCCCGCUGCCGUCACGGUGCUGCCCAUGGAGGGAGCUUCGGUUGUGAGCCAAGCCCUCCCCACACAGCCCUGGUGAUUUCUGGGAGCAGGGAGGCAGAAGUCCACCUGCCCAGUCCCAUCCCUCUCCCUCACUGGCAGCUGGAGCCUCCAAGCCCAGAUGGAUAUGCAGUGGCCAUAUUUGGGUUUCUAAUUUAAUGGUGGUUUCAUUCAUUCUCUCCCCUGCCUGUGCUCGUAAAAUAGUGGGGCCAGGAAAGCACUUGCCUAGCCAAGGCAGAAGCUCUUGUUCAGAGACCCAUGGAAGGGCUUUGUGUGCAUUCAGAGAGCGCCCUCAUUUUAUUGACUCCUCUGCUCUAUGACCCCUAACUCCUCCUCCCAAAGCAGUCCCAGGAAUCCAGGCACCCCCUCCUGUUCCUAUCUCUAAUGAAACAGCUACAAGUCUUGGUCACCGUAAGUCUCUUGCUCAUCCCAGCAGCACCCCGUUGCCCCAAAUUAGCUACACAAAAAGAAUGAGACAGUGGGACAGAAAGACAGGUUUGAUUUGGGAUCAGAAAGGGGAGGGCUGAAGGCUGAGGUAGCUGUGGGAAAGAAUUAUGGAGUGACAUUGCAGCUGGAGGGAGCCCAGAACUGGGAAUAAUGGGGUGUGGGUUAAGCGGUUGACAGAGGUUGUAGUGCCCACAGAGAAGUUAGAAAGGGGUACGAAUCAGGCCUCGGGGGGCAUAAGAGGUGCCUGGAGUUCAGAUGAAGGGAGGGAGCUGCAGUGAAAUGGAAUAGAGAAGGUCUGUCUUCCUCCAUGGCUGCAGUGGAGUGUCCUCCAUUCCUCUGCUGAGGAGCUGCUCUGGAUGUCCCUCCCUUGCCCCAGUGCCUCAUUCUUCCACGGUGUCUGUUUUAAUGCUCCAUUCCCUCCGCUUCUCUCGUGGUUAGUGUUCCAAGCGUGUCAGCCUUCCACACCAAGCAUCGAUGCCCCCCACCCGCUGAACACCUUCCUUGUUGCAUGCAACCCCCACUGAUUGGGGUUAGAAUCUCGCUUUUUUGUAUUAUAUAUAUAAAAAGAUCCCUUGACAUUUAAAAUAACCCCCCCCCCCUUUGUGUUUUUUUGUUUUUGUUAACACAAAAUGUAAUGAAGCAGUGUCCAUCUAUCCUCUCUCCCCUUGUUCCUUCCCUUUUACCUCGACCUCUUCCCUCUUCUGUAAACCCUUUCUGGAUCUAUGUCUGAACAGCAAAAGAUUUUAGUAAAAACAUUGAAGGAAAAACAAAACCCACA
Sceloporus undulatus (fence lizard) is the source of this 3368-nucleotide messenger RNA. RefSeq names its product MYC associated zinc finger protein (gene MAZ). Gene Ontology annotation, biological process: regulation of transcription by RNA polymerase II. The transcript is spliced from 6 exons. The record is from RefSeq and is a predicted model, not a curated record. Bases 729 to 2183 code for a protein of 484 amino acids. Gene Ontology annotation, molecular function: RNA polymerase II cis-regulatory region sequence-specific DNA binding; DNA-binding transcription activator activity, RNA polymerase II-specific. Gene Ontology annotation, cellular component: nucleus. Lineage: Eukaryota; Metazoa; Chordata; Lepidosauria; Squamata; Phrynosomatidae.